CUGGCUCUCUCCACGCCCGCUGCCCUUCGCAUUGCAUCCCCUCGCUCCACCCCGCAUCCCGUCUCGGCCGCGCCGCCAUGGCCGUCCCAACGCCCCCAAUCCCGCCCGUCUCGCCAGACUCGGGCCCAACCGACCCUACGCUACCUAAGCUCCCUGCAGGCUGGAUAGCGCAGUGGGAUAACACAUCCCGAAAGUACUACUAUGUCCAGAUCAGCACUGGCGUCUCGCAAUGGGAACUGCCUACCAGCGAAGCCCCCAUAGGCGCCAGCUCCAACCACAGCACACCCGCGCAACACACGAAUCCAUACCACACUCCAGACGGCUCCCGAGGCCCAAACGCAGCUGACGGAACACGAGGCAUGGGCGACGGUCAGACAGGCGACAGGGGCGGCGGCUUGGGCGGCUUCGCCAUGAACGCGCUCAUGGGCGGCAACAAGCAAAACAAUGGUGGUGGUGGUGGCGGUGCUGGAAACCUCGUUGGCCAGCUCGCAGGUUCAUUUCUGGGAGGCGGAAAGCAACAUGGAAGUUCUGGUGGCAACUCAGGUGGUGGUGGUAGUGGCGGCGGCGGUGCUGCAGGCCUCGUCGGCCAGCUGGCUAGCGGUUUGCUAGGCGGUGGAAAGCAACAUGGAAACUCGUCUGGAGGCCAGCAAGGCGGCAACUCUGGCCAUGGAUCAAGCGGUGGUGGUGGCGGCGGCGGCCUCGCAGGCAUGCUGAGCGGCGCGUUGGGUGGAGGCUCUCACAACAAGCCCAACAACGACUACGGCUACAGCAACUCGGGCCCCCCGUCAGGCGGAGCAUACACGGGCACCGCGCCGCCAUCCUCGUACAACCCUGGCGCUCAGUAUGGCAGCGGUGCUCCAAGCCACUCGAGCCACUCAUCUACAUCUGGACCAUCAUACGGCCAAGGACAUGGCGGCGGCUAUGGCUCGCAACAACAUACUCCACAGCCGCAGCAUGGACACGGCUAUGGCUCGCAAGCUGGUUUUGGCGGACAGUCAGGUUAUGGUGGACCAGCCCCCAGCUACGGUCAAUCACAGUCAUCACCAGCCCCCGGUGGUUACGGCCAGCAAGCUGGUUAUGGAGGUCCUGCAUACGGCGCACCUGCAGGCCCGUAUGGCGGUCCAGGAAACUACGAUAACCACCAGCACAACCAGUAUGGUGGUGCCCCUACACAUCAAAACCAGAACGCAUACGGAGGCCAACAGUACCCUCCACCCCCCGGCCAUGGGUCCGGCUAUGGCGGUCAACAGGGUCACCAUGCUCCCCAGCCCGGAUGGCAGUAAGCCUCUUGUAACAAUGGCGGGACGACAAUGUAGGAAAUAGCUGGAGGGGUUGUUUGCCAUUCUUCAUCGCGGGUACGGACUUCGGAAAGGAUUCAGCGUGGGACAACUAUUCAAGGUAUUUUUCUUUCCAUGUGUGGAUAUAGGGGGAUACCGUGGCUUUCUCUCUCCCUCUCUCUCUCUCUCUCAUUCACUCUCACAAAUCAUGCGCACUUGUUAUUUUUACUCUUCCAAAUUGUGUGUAGACUUGAAUUACUACUUGUUUUUUGC
This is a messenger RNA of Exserohilum turcica Et28A, 1550 nucleotides long. RefSeq lists its product as uncharacterized. The transcript is spliced from 6 exons. The record is from RefSeq and is a predicted model, not a curated record. NCBI's taxonomy places the organism in Eukaryota, Fungi, Ascomycota, Dothideomycetes, Pleosporales, Pleosporaceae. Bases 78 to 1283 code for a protein of 401 amino acids. Gene Ontology annotation, molecular function: protein binding.